Molecule: messenger RNA, 5490 nt
Organism: Triticum aestivum (bread wheat)
Lineage: Eukaryota; Viridiplantae; Streptophyta; Magnoliopsida; Poales; Poaceae
Product: receptor like protein 22
Exons: 2
Coding region: 1294-5205 (1303 amino acids)
Molecular function (GO): protein binding
Source: RefSeq, a predicted model, not a curated record
UGUGGUGUUCCGAGCUCAAACGCCGCUCUGCCUCGCCGCGUCUCAGCCUUGGUGCGGUGCGGCGGCGCGGAUCCUGACUCCCGUCUCUCGAGUCGUCCCCGCUCUCACCGGUUGCUUGGCCACAGGCAGCCCACCGCACUUCCUUGGCCACUAUCUGAGCUUCCGUCUUAGGGGAGACCGCUGCUUCCGCGACGGCCGGUGGCGCUGCGCGUUCGGCUUCCCGUGGCUGACGGAGGUGCCUCCGCCGCCGCGGAGUUGAGCCAUGGACUGGUUCGCCGCCAUCGUCAGGUCGCCCGUCGCCACUUGCUUCCUGUGCUCAGGUCAGGUACUGUUCACCCAGGUGUGCUCCCUCCUUCGUUUACACUGUACUCCCUAUGCUCUUAUAUUAUGGGAUGGAGGGAGUAAAUUAUAAUCUCUGAUUAUAUGUUGUUCAGUUUCGUAAUCGCUCGGUCGCUUAUCUGUUUUGUUUGGUGCAUCCUUGACUGUGUAUACUGUAUAGGAAUUGAAGUUUAAGUAGCAAUUUCACGGAUUUGAUUCUAUCUGAAUGACUGAAUGCGUCUACAUAGAGCAGAGUCCCAAUUAUGCAGAACCCAUCCAACACACACAUACACACGCAGGUGCUUGAUCUAUACCCAACGGUGACUAUUCUGCAUAAUCUGAUGCCUGUGACACGUACUUCAGUAGGAUAAGACUUAGUCUCGUUUGCCGGAGACUAUAUCAAUCAAGGAUAUUUAUAGCUACAGCAACGUGCCUGCUGCUCCUGCAAUUAAGCUGCAAGACUAGAUGGUUGGUUAUUGACUGGUCGCAGCUCACAAAUCACAAUCUAGCGCCACUGGGACAGUGAACCGAGUAUCCUCCUUCGCAAAGUUUCGCCACAAUAAAUAUAGUGAUGAGUACUAGCUCCAAAGACAAGUAGCUGAUGUGGCUGCCUGAUGGUACAUAUGGUAUCUGUCCAAGCCAAAAUUCUACAAGGAUAACCAUUACGCGCAAUCCGUCUCACACGUCAGUACAGAUUUACAGUUACAGCAACGUGUUGGUGCUACAAUUUUGAUAUUUAUAGUUACAGCAACGUGCUGGUGCUGUAAUUAAUCUGCAACACUGGAUUGUGGCUGACUGGUCGCUGCUCACAAAUCACAAUCCAGUGGCUCUUGGACAGUGAACUGAGCUGUGCCCUCCUCCGCACAAUUUCGCUAGAAGAAAUGUAGCGAUAACUACUAGCUCCAAAGAAAACUAGCAUGUGUGUCUGUCUGGUGGCACGUAUGGCAUCUGUCCAAGCGAAAAAUCUACAAUGGUAUGGUCGCGCAACCUGUCUCACACGUCACUGCAACUUUUGCUUCACUGGAGCUUUCCUACCUGGCCCAUUCCAUCCAUUGGAUGACUUCUGUGAAGACCAGCAUAAAGAUUCAAUUAGUAUACCUUUCUGAAAAAUCCGUCGCCACACUGUUUCUGAACCUCUUGUUUCUUUCUUUUGCUCCAACAGUUCCCUCUAUAAAAGGCCUUGCAGCGAUCCUGCCUUUUCUCCAAGAAAGAAAACAAACAAGUUCUUUGUUUUGGUUAGGACCAAUGGGUUUGAUUUUCCGGGUACUACUAGUCUUUCUUGUGGUGCUCGCCGCACUCGCCACCAUCUCCAACGCCCAUGGUGACGGUACACUCACUCUCCGAUGCCAUCCGGAUGAGGCUGCAAGCCUCCUCCAACUGAAGAAAUCCUUCUCUUUCUUCCGUUACCCCAGUGGCCUUGAGUCAUGGCAAGAUGGUACCGACUGUUGUCUUUGGGAAGGCGUUGGCUGCAGCAAUUCCUUCGGCCAUGUCACUGCUUUGGAGCUCGGUGGUUGUGGCCUCUAUAGUCAGGGCCUUGACCCUGCAAUCUUCAAGCUCACCUCGCUCCAAUUACUCGACCUUAGCAUGAAUAAUUUUGGCAUGCACAUUCUCCCGGCAAGCGGGUUUGAGAGGCUCUCCUUGCUGACUCACCUCAACCUCUCCAAUUCGAGAUUCCAAGGCAAGAUACCCAUUGGCAUCAGCAAACUUGUCAACCUUAUCUCCUUGGAUCUUUCUGUUUCCUAUUAUGACACUACUGAAGAUUCACUUAGUGACUAUGAUAGCAGCAUCGCUAUCAUUUCUUAUGUGUUCUGGCUGCCCAACUUUCAAAACCUAGUGGCCAACCUCAAAAAUUUGAGAGAGCUCUACCUUGAUGGAGUGGAUAUGUCUAGCAGUGGAGACUGGUGUCAUGCUCUUGCAGAAUCUCUUCCAGAUCUCCGAGUUCUUAGCUUAAGUUCUUGUUUUCUCGGCGGUCCUAUCUGUUGGUCCCUCUCAAGACUCCACUCUCUAACUGCAAUAAACUUGGAAGAUAACUUUGAUAUACUGGCUACUUUUCCAGAGUUUUUCAUGGAUUUUUCCAAUUUAAGUGUGCUCCAACUUGCUCGGACAAAUCUCCAAGGGUGGUUCCCUCGUAGAGCUUUUGAAUCAAAAACUCUGCGAGUUCUUGAUUUAUCCGGGAAUCAGGAUCUCUUAGGGCAUGUGCCCAACUUCUCCAAUGCAAGUUCCUUAGAGACAAUGAUGCUAGACGGGACCAAUUUAUCCUUUGCAAAACCAGGAUCGUUUAGCAAUUUCAAGUCUUUGAAAAGGUUAAGUUUUGAUGUGAUUUUUUUCUCAGUGGAUCCUCCAUCUUCACUCGAUAUCCUUGGGUCUCUACGGCAAUUGCAAGUCUCCCAGGUGGACUCGGCAGUAGAUGUAGGGGCAAUUUUCUCAUGGAUGUCAGACCUGCAGAAUUUGCAAAGCUUAAAACUCUCCUGGUGCAACUUCUCCCAGACAUCUUUUUCUUCAGUUGCCAAACUCAAGAGCUUAAGAAGCCUGACAAUUUCUGACUGCAGCUUAACUAGACCAGUGCUAUCAACAUUAGGUUAUCUAGUAGAUUUGAGAAGCCUGGAGAUCUUUAAUUGCAUAUUUAGUGGUUCAAUACCGUCUGCAGUUGGCAACCUCACAAACUUGAGAGUCUUGAAAAUCAAUGGAUGCGACUUUUCAGGGCCGAUACCAUCUUCAAUUGGUAAUCUCAUGAACCUGAGAAGCUUGGAAAUAAAUGGUGCUUAUGGCUCUUUCGACAGCCAUGCUGGCUCUUCUGUGGCAAUACCAUCUUCAGUUGGCAACCUCAGUAACUUGGUAAGCUUGGAAAUCUGGUAUUGCUUUUUCUCUGGGCAAAUACCAGAUGCAGUUGGACUACUCAAGAAGUUGGCAGUUCUUCGACUUGGACAGUGUGGCUUUUCUGGACGCAUACCAAAUUCAAUUGUUAACUUGACUCAACUAAUUGAUCUAGAUCUUUCAUCUAAUGUUCUCAACGGGAAACUUUCAACAUCAGUUUUUAGUAUUCCCACAUUGCAACGCCUAGAUUUUCACUCAAACCAGCUCUCUGGUUUUAUACAAGACUUCAAUGCAACGUCUUCACACUUGGUUUCAGUGGACUUAAGCACAAACGAAUUGACAGGGAAUAUUCCCAAGUCAUUCUUUCAACUAAAAAAUUUGGCAUACCUCGAUAUUGGCUCGAACUACUUGGUGGGUUCGUUGGAUCUUUCCUCGUUUUGGAGGUUGGGAAAUCUUGUUCAUUUAAGUCUUUCCCACAACAAUCUAUCAGUCAUGGACAUGGAUGGAGAAGGUAACAACUCUCUGUCUACCUAUCUCCCUCGAGUUACCAAGUUAGAAUUAGCGAGUUGCAAUUUAACAGGAUUUCCAAGUUUAUUGGAACACGUUAAGCAAGUGUCUUACUUGGACUUGUCAUGCAAUAGAAUCAGUGGGGCUGUUCCGAAGCUGGUAUGGGUGACAUGGAACAACAGCCUUACAUAUUUGAAUCUUUCACACAACAUGCUCAGCACUAUGCAAGUUACUUCAUUUGUUCUCCCUUUCGAUAAGUUGGAGGUUAUUGAUCUUAGUUCCAACCAGCUUCAGGGGCAGAUUCCUAUGCCAAGCUGGUCAGUGUACUUCGAUUGUUCAAACAAUAGUUUCUCUUCAGUGCUUCCAAACUUCACUCUCUAUCUUGGCGAUGAGUUCAGAAUUUCUAAAAACAAUAUCAGUGGACAUAUACCAAACUCAAUUUGUGAUUCAUGGAUCAGUGUCCUUGACCUGUCAUUUAACAGCUUCCGCGGGCAGAUACCUUCGUGUCUAAUAGAAGAUGGUUACACUAGCGUGUUGAGUUUGCGGGAGAAUCAAUUUGAAGGUGUGUUGCCUAACAACAUCAAAGACCAAUGUAUGCUUCACACAUUAGACUUGAACGGCAAUAAGAUUGAAGGGAAGCUUCCAAUGACACUUACCAAGUGCUGGCAGCUAGUGCUCCUUGACGUUGGAAAUAAUAACAUGGUGGGUGCUUUUCCAUCAUGGCUGGGGCUACUUCCCGAACUUCGUAUCCUUGUCUUGAGAUCCAACCGAUUCUAUGGCUCGGUGGGUGGUGAUCUUCACAGCAGUGAAAAAUAUGGAGAAUACUUCUCUAGCUUGCAGAUUCUGGAUCUUGCCUCGAACAAUUUCUCCGGUAAUUUGAGUCCAGAUUGGUUUGAGGGGCUGAAAUCAAUGAUGUCAGAGUUGAACACAACAGGUCGUAUUAUUAGUAGUUUUAACGGAAGUAUGGAACAUCCCUAUCAGGAUUCUGUUGCUAUAUACUAUAAAAGCAUCUACAGGACAUUUGAUAAGAUCUUGACCACUUUAACAGUCAUUGACCUAUCAAAUAAUUCAUUGGAUGGCACCAUUCCGGGAUCGCUUGGGAGGCUUAUUUCGUUACAUGUACUAAACAUGUCAGGGAAUGCCAUCACGGGUGAUAUUCCGCAGGAAUUUGGCGGGAUGACUCAACUAGAAUCUCUCGACCUGUCUCAGAACCAGCUUUCUGGUGAUAUUCCGGAGGCGCUAACAAAUCUCACUUUUCUUGGUAUCUUGAACUUGUGCAACAACCAGUUGGUGGGAAGGAUACCUCGCUCAGGUCAAUUUGCGACGUUCCAAAACAGUUCAUUUGAGGGAAAUAUGGGGCUGUGUGGACUGCCAUUGUCCAACCCAUGCAGCAAUUCACCUACUCCUCCAAGUGCAGUGCAUGGGGAGAAGUCCUUUCAUGUGGACGUCAUCUUGUUUCUCUUCGUCGGGCUGGGCUUUGGUAUCGGAUUUGCAGCUGCCAUCCUGAUAAGAUGGGGUCGGAUUCGCAAAUGGUUUGUUAAAUCUGCAAGAGCUUUGAGGACUUGAUCUGAACACUGGAGAUUGCUUCAACCGUUGCUGCUAGUGAUGAGUGUGCAAUGCUUUUUAUGUAUUAUUAUUAAGCCUUUGCUAGGUCUUAUCCUCUGCAGUGUGUACUUAUCUGUAAUAUAUUGAUUGGCCAAGCGGCUAAACAUAUUGUAGUGUAUCCCCUGUGAUCUCCAGGUUUAGACGUCCUGUGUAGGUUUAACUUGGAGACAAAUCUUGUAACCACUUUGUAAUCUUAUUCAACUAUAAAUGAACUCCACGCGGCCUGAGAAGGGUUAUACCCUAAAC